ACAGCGCUGGCGGAAAACGGCAUUGCAGGUAAAUCGGGACGCGUUUGUCAACACCAUUUUCCCCCCUUGCUUUCAUUAACAUGUGCGAGAAAUGAAGCGGAGUCUGUGAGAGACAGGAACAUUUCUUCUUUUUAUUUUCCUGGGGAGAAAAAAAAAACACGAUCGCGGGCUGAGAAAAAAAGCAGAAAAAACCCUUCGCUUCGGCCAGAAGAAGCUCCCGUUGUGUCCCCGCUUUGUGGGAAGCACGCUUUUCUUCUCCGAGGAACUUCGAAAGCUGGGGAUUUUUUUUUUCUUCUUCUUCUUUGAUAUCCCGAAACCUCGAACAAAAGGAUGAAAUCUGUCAAAAGAGUGUUUGAAGAGGAGCACAGUGGAGAGACUGAGUUUUCUGCCAUGUCAGACAGUGAUCCCUGUGACGAUGAAGCUUACCCACUCAAUCUUUCCACCGGUGCUCGCGGAGCUUCCGCUAAGCGUCGCCGCCGGGGGAACCUGCCUAAAGAGUCUGUUCAGAUUCUGAGGAGCUGGUUAUAUGAGCAUCGUUUUAAUGCCUAUCCCUCUGAGCAAGAGAAACUCAGUCUGUCAGGACAGACUAAUCUCUCCAUCUCACAGAUCUGUAACUGGUUUAUCAAUGCAAGGCGACGGCUGCUCCCAGACCUGCUUAGGAAGGACGGAAAGGACCCGACUCAGUUCACAAUCUCUCGCCGCGCCAGCAAAUCAGACAGCCGGUCUGUUGGUUCCGCCUCCCCAGACCACUCUACCCCCCCACAGGUUCCAGCUUCUCGCCCCUCUGUCAUCCGCCCUGCCCCCACACUGGACCUGAGCAUGCUAGGUAAUACAGCGACUGCAAUUUUGACCGGGGCUGGCUGCUUAGCGGGAUCAGGGUUAACAGGCAGAGACUCUGGUGUCCAGACCCUCAUGCAGCUGGACACUCGUGGCCUGAUCAAGAAAGAGUGCGCGAAUGGACCUCCUGGUAUAACUACCAUUCCAAGCUCAUCUUCUUCUAGCAGCCUGAGCCUGGGAACGAUGAGUCCUACUGUGGUGCUGUUCAACACACCGCCGCCUACACCCCCAGAGCUCUGCCCACAUGACUUCAGCGACCUCAAGCUACUCGUAGACGCAGCUCUACAGAGAGCAGCAGAGCAGGAGAACCAGAGACAAAAGGAAAAGCCUUCAGCUCGAGUGCCCUGUUCUGUUCUUACUUCUGCUUCAGCAACAAAAGCUCCAAGUAGAAACGCAGAGCAGGGAAAGAGCCGUGAGAGCCUGAACUCCAGCAACAAAUCUGACUCUUCUCCAAGGCUGCAGGGGAAGUCGGUGCUCCCAGUCUCUGUGCCUGUGUUAAACGCCUCCGCUUCCACUCUUCCUGCCGGCGAAGCGGCCGUCAGCUUGCCCGUGGUUCCACACAGAGUUGCUGGCGCAGUGAAUUUCCAGCCAAAUGGUGUUUGGAGUGUGGUCAGACCAGCUAGCCCACCCCCAACCAGCGUCACACACACCUGGAGCUCGCAGCACACACUCCAUGCCGUCAGAGAAGCAGUCAACUGAGAAUAUCAAAAAUAACGUGUUUGCAUUUAUGAAGGACAGAGAAACGACCGAGAAAAGGACAUUCCACAUAACAAAAGACGUGAAUGCAACACUCCUACGCUCUGGCUUCUUAUUCGGCUGGGUUGUCCGUGACUCUUAUUUACAGACGAGUGAAUAGUCAUCCGGCUGCGAUGCCACCGUCACCUUGACGAUUUUCGGUUGUCAUGGAUGUGAUCUGACGGUUGCCAGACGACCAGCUAGAAAUGGAAACAUUUUCACCUGAUGGUUCAAAUAUCCCGGUUGUAGGUCAUACACUAAGUUUACCUUUUAUUGACACGAAGGAUGUGUUUUAAAGGCAAGCCUUUUGAAACUUUUAACAGACAGAUUUCACUACAUGAGAUUUAUUUACGGUCCUUCUUAACAUUUCAGCACAACAGCGAUUGAGGAACAUAAUACGGCGUGGCUCGAACAGGAACUAAAUCUUGUGGGUUUCAAAUCCUAAACAGGGCAUUUUUGUUUUUUUGUUUUUUCUUCUUUCAGAUACUCCGCAAACAGCGAACUUGCCACACAAACCUCGGCAGAACUGUGCUAUUUCUCAGUGUUAUGUAUCUAACUGAUAGGCGAGACAUUUAUGGUUUAUUUGCUUUUAGGACUGCCCUUAGAAGUUACACAAGUGGCCUUGCUCAGUUUUUUUUUUUUUUUUCUUUUUCCCCUUUGAUAUUGGUUAAAGUAGUAGGCGAUGUGGCAGAGACAUCAUAUCACAAUACUUGAUGUUUACACUAUACAUGAUUUGGAUUUUUCUGAAGUCCGAGACACAGUACACUAGUGAAACAGCACCCCCACAGUACUCACCGAAGCGUGUAUUGUGAUAUGAUGUAGCAUAAGAUCUGUUAGAUAUAUUAUAUGCCUAUAUACUCCUCCAAGGUCCAAGCCUAGGCCUAGAUAAGUAGACUAUUAUGUAGCAUGGCUAACUCGUUUUUUGUAUAUGACUCUUGAAUGCUCGUUGUGAACCAGCAUGCUACGUUGGAUGAAUCGCUGGCGGGUUCGAUAUCGGUGUACAAACAGGGACUUGGACUUAAUCCUGCUGAGUCUCGGAGCUACACUUAAGCUCGGAAACCCCUGGCAUGCUGCAGCCUUGUUUGUUUGUUUGAUACCUCAUUCCAGUGGCUUGAAACCACUGCAAAUGGGACCACGACUUCCAAAUAUCAUCUUUCUUUUCUGUGUUUGUGUGGUCACUCAUACAUUCUGCACUUUAUUUCUAAGUCUCUAUGUUGCCAGUACUUCAAAACUUUAACAGAAGCCUUUUUUUUUUCUUCUCCAUAUUAAAUUGCUCAAGUUAUUAUAAUUUUUUUUUUUUUUUUUUUUGCCUUCUCAAGCACAGUGUCAGUGUGUUAAGGUCUAAGGACGAGGGAGAGGAGACAGACGGUUGGGGAAAUUGAUUGCACUGCAGAGCGCAUAGCUCAGUCUGAGCAUUCCUCUGCAGUGACCUAGCGUGAGACAGCAGCAGAGCCGCCAUUGAUUUCCUGAGAGACACUCCUUUCCCAACCCAGACGAGCUUUAACUCGGAGCAUUUACAGUGCUUGAUGGGCUCAAAGUGUCAAGUAUUUCCACGAGAUGUCAUGAACUCAUUUGUGUGUGCGCGUGCAUGGGUGUGUGUCGGAGCCCGGCAGAUGGUGCGAGAACGGGCAGGAUUAAGGUAUAUAUUACAUGGAUCAAUGUGGUGAAAGCGGAGAGCAGACACUAUCAGUUUUUAUGUUUCAGAUUCGCCAGGAGUUUUUCAUAUCCUUAUCAGCUCUUGCUAUUAGCGUGUUGUUUAGAUGGACAUUUUGUUUCAUGAGCCGGCGGAAGUCAUUUCUUUUCUGCAAAGCACCUUUCACAACACUAGUAUGAAAAGGGUGCACAGCUGCGUUCGCGAUGGCGACGAUGUCAAGUAUAAUAGCUUUGUUGACAUGGUAUCAGUUACAAAGCAGGACCGUGUGACCAUGAAUGUGAAAGAUCGCUGUAUUGGGGUGCUGGUGUUUCUUAUAGUUUAAGCUUUGGAGCAUUUUUCUUUUGAAGGGGUAAUUUUUAUCAUGUUAGGUUUUAUUUUUAUUUUAUUCAAUGUCGCAUCAUUAUAUGUUCGGGUCCAAGUUACUUUUCAUGCCCUGGUUCCACAAAACGGUCAUUUACCAUUUCUUUUUUCCCCCCCCAUGUUUUAAACGGUGUAGCUUUGUGCCUGGAUGAGUUAUAGUCACUGUAUUCAAUGCACAUGAUCCUACUUUACCUCCAGUGGAGCCAUUUGUCUUGCUCCCCCCCGCGUGCCCUCCCUCCGCCAUCAGCUGUUUUAUGUCCGCUAACUUAUGUAUUUGUGAAAUUGCUGACAUUUCCGCAAGCGUGACGAAUGAACGCGUCUUGGCCUUGUUGUUUUCUGGUCACGGUUCUGUUUGAGGAAGGUGGCCUCCAAUCCGGUCUCCGGGACUUGUUUUGGAGGUCAGGCCGUGUUUUUCCUGUAGUAUUGUUACAAUUUCGAUGUAUUUUUAUUUCUUCUAUUAUUAUCUGCAUUGCGUUCGGUCUCAGGUUAAGUCAGUCGUUCCUCUUUUUUAGCAUAGAUUUUAGCCGCUGGGGAGAAAACCGAGAGUGUUAGAGAACAGUAAUGUGCUUUAGACCAGUGUUUGAGAUGUUUGUACAUAGCCCAGGUUAGGCUUUCUGUACAUGACAAAUUGGCAUAAUAAGAUCUAACUGUAAAAACUGGUGUACCACUACAUGAAACAAACCACUGUGAGCUUUCCGUUAGUUUCUGGGUUCCUGGAACAUCAAUGGGUACUGGAUGUAUACGUAUAUUUUUCAGAGAUGCUCUAUUUUUUCACUUCUGUAGACUGAUUGUUGAUAUUCUAGAUACCAUGUCUAUUUAGUUGAGAAGGGGUCUUGUAGAUAUAAAGCGCAUGUCUAUCGGGUCUUGGAUUUUUGUUUUGUUUUUAUGUAUAUUAAAAGUGUAGCGCUCUGCCUCUCUCUCUCUCUCUCUCUCUCUCUCUCUCUCUCUCUCUCUCUCAUAUAUAUAUAUGACCAAAUACUUUAAGAUGGAUAUGAAAUAGUAUUUGUUUUCUACAUUUCCUAUCAGUGUAUCAAGUAAAAAAAGAAAAAGUAUGGACAGUGAAAUUUGGCAUUUGUGCCUUACCCAGAACAAGAGAAUCUUCCCAGCUUUUCUAGAGAUCUUUGGACUAGUCUGUGCAAUAUCUGCCUUAAACUUGUGAUGUGUCCUUCUUCUUUUUGUACAUUGCAGAGAAAUAAAGUUCAAUUUUUCAUAUA
Silurus meridionalis is the source of this 4800-nucleotide messenger RNA. Its product is annotated as homeobox protein TGIF2. Gene Ontology annotation, molecular function: DNA-binding transcription factor activity, RNA polymerase II-specific; RNA polymerase II cis-regulatory region sequence-specific DNA binding. NCBI's taxonomy places the organism in Eukaryota, Metazoa, Chordata, Actinopteri, Siluriformes, Siluridae. Bases 331 to 1536 code for a protein of 401 amino acids. Gene Ontology annotation, biological process: regulation of transcription by RNA polymerase II. The record is from RefSeq and is a predicted model, not a curated record. The transcript is spliced from 3 exons.